This is a messenger RNA of Girardinichthys multiradiatus, 2862 nucleotides long. RefSeq names its product lutropin-choriogonadotropic hormone receptor-like. The coding region runs from base 455 to 2527 and encodes 690 amino acids. The record is from RefSeq and is a predicted model, not a curated record. Gene Ontology annotation, molecular function: follicle-stimulating hormone receptor activity; luteinizing hormone receptor activity. NCBI's taxonomy places the organism in Eukaryota, Metazoa, Chordata, Actinopteri, Cyprinodontiformes, Goodeidae. The transcript is spliced from 11 exons. Gene Ontology annotation, biological process: male gonad development; follicle-stimulating hormone signaling pathway. Gene Ontology annotation, cellular component: membrane.
AUGUCAGAUGGGACCUAGGUUGAGCUGUUUGGCUACAAUGAAAAGCAUGUUUGGAGACAUCAAUGUGAGACUUUCAAAACUAAGAGCAAAGUGACUUCAUCCCAUCUCCAUUAACAGCAGCUUUCUUUCUCACCGCCCACCAAACGUCACAUCGGUGCUGUUCUGCUGUCAAAGAGGAAAUCAAGUUGGGUUUUCAGUCAGAUCAGACUCUCACAGGGUGAGCCACCUCACAAUUACUACAGCCCCUGAAGGCAGCAGCUGAUUCAAGCGCUCGGUGUGAAAGAGAAAAAAACAGACAGGGAGACUAUUUAGCCUUGUACCUCUGGCCUAGUAAGAUAAAGACCUAUGGGGGUUGUUUUAUCAUCAACUUCAGAAAGACUCCGCAGGGUUUUUGGGUGUUAAUAUUCUUUUUUAUAGUUUUUAUCCUGUACUGAGCUCUGGCUCGGUGUCACACAUGGCUCCCUGGGCGGUCUGGCUCCUGGUCGCGCUGUCCGCCGUCCUGAAGCUGCGCUCCUGCUGGGCUUAUACCUGCCCGGCCAUCUGCCUCUGCAGCAGAGACACGUUUGAGUGCAGCAGAGACACUCAGCUGGCCUCCAGGACCGCAGCAACAUCUGUGCUGCGACUAAGGCUCACCCAGCUGCCCUUGAAACAAGUUCCCACUCAUGCCUUCAAGGAGCUGAUUAACAUUACCAUAAUAGAGAUCUCCCAGAGCGACUGCAUCACACAUAUUCAGAAGCACGCCUUCUUCUCCCUCCACAGUCUGGCGCAGAUCUCAGUGCAGAAUAUCAACAGUCUGAGGGUUAUUGAAAGGGGUGCGUUCGCUGACCUGCCCAGGCUGGAAUAUUUGAGCAUCUCAAACACAGGCCUAACACACUUCCCAGACUUGACAACCAUAUCCACCAUGGCAACAAAUAUUAUCCUAGAAAUGGCAGACAACAUGAGGAUUGACAUCAUUCCUGCCAAUUCCUUCCUGGGCAUCACAAAGGACUACAUCGACAUGAACCUUGUUAGGAAUGGCUUUAAGGAAAUAAAAUCUUAUGCGUUCAACGGGACCAAGCUCAACACCUUAAUAUUGAGAGACAACAGGAACCUGCAUCUUAUUCAAGAAGAUGCUUUUGAAGGAGCCACAGGUCCAAGCUAUCUGGAUGUUUCGUCCACGGCUCUCAGUUCCCUCCCGAGUAAAGGCUUGAGUCAAGUGCGAUCUCUGAAAGCCACCUCUGCAUUCGCUCUCAAGAGCCUCCCACCGUUAGAAGGCCUCGCCGAGCUGCUGGAGGCUGAGCUCACUUACCCGAGCCACUGCUGCGCCUUCCACACAUGGCACAGGAAACAAAGGGAAAAUGCCUCAAGGAAGUUUUGUGAUCUCAGCGAAGCAGGAAUGGAACCCACUGAUGAUGGUAUGAAUCUCGUCAUCGACAUAAACUUUCAAUAUGCAGACCUUGAAUUUGGUUGCCACAGCAGCCCUUUUGUAAUGUGCACCCCAAGACCAGAUGCUUUUAACCCUUGUGAGGACCUGUUGGGCUUUCCCUUCCUGCGCUGCCUCACCUGGUUAAUCACGGUCUUCGCUGUGGCUGGUAACCUUGCCGUCCUGGUCAUCCUGCUCAUUAGCCACUACAAGCUGACCAUCUCAAGAUUUCUAAUGUGUAACCUGGCCUUUGCUGACCUGUGCAUGGGGCUCUACCUGAUGCUAAUUGCCUUCAUGGACUUCAACUCCCGUCAUGAGUACUACAACCACGCUACUAGCUGGCAGACGGGGCCUGGGUGCAGCACAGCUGGAUUUUUGACCGUGUUUGCCAGUGAGCUGUCUGUGUACACGCUGACUGUCAUCAGCAUUGAACGCUGGCACACUAUCACCAACGCCAUGCACAUCAACAAGAGACUGCGGCUACACCAUGUGGCGACAAUGAUGGCGGCGGGCUGGGGCUUCUCUGUGCUUGUUGCUUUGCUUCCCCUGGUGGGAGUAAGCAGUUACAGCAAAGUGAGCAUCUGCCUGCCCAUGGACAUCGACACUAUGGCCUCUCAGAUUUAUGUGAUGGCUGUUCUCAUCCUCAAUGUGGUCGCUUUCCUGGUCGUAGGAUUCUGCUACAUAUGCAUAUAUCUCAGCGUCCACAACCCGGAGCACUCCACCCGUCACGGCGACACGAAGAUUGCCAAGCGCAUGGCUGUACUUAUUUUCACAGACUUCCUGUGCAUGGCGCCAAUUUCCUUCUUUGCCAUCUCAGCCGCCCUGCGUAUGCCACUCAUUACUGUGUCCCACUCCAAAAUCCUGCUAAUUCUUUUUUAUCCCAUCAACUCCCUCUGCAACCCUUUCUUGUACACCAUCUUCACACGGGCCUUCAGGAAGGACGUGUGCCGGCUGCUGAGCCACUGUGGCUGCUGCGAUGCCAACUCUGAUUUCUACAGAUCACAGACUCUGGCGUCACAGCACACCUGCUCCGACAAAGUGGCCGACAAAAAACCUCAUUCGCUGAGCUUUUAUGCCUAUCACGUAAAGAUGAAGGGCUGCUUUCUAAGUAAGGGAGCUACAUGAUUGUCAGCAUACAGAUUGGGAACUCAGAGGCAACAUCUGCUUGCUAAAGUUGCAGCAUGUGAAUAUUAGGGUGAAGAGAUUGCUGGUGUUGUACAUUGCAAAUAUCUGAUAAAAUCUCAUCUGAUUUAUUUUGCAAACUGAGGAUUUCUUUCAUUUGAUCCAAAGGAUCUGAAGGUAAAGAAAGUCUGUUCCAUCCUCUUUGUCUCUAUGCUGUAAAUAUUGUACAAAGAAGCAGAUAGCGAAGAACAAAAAGUAGCUUGUUAAAGAUAUUUAAAGCAUAUCACUGUAUGGUUGUACUCUUGUAAAUUAUUGUUCAAUAAAACAUUUGAAGUGGA